AGUCGCAUUCGUUGAACGUGUCGGGUCGCGCACGCGUCGGCCGCCUUGGCUCCCCAACAUCCCUUCAGAAUUAAUAGAGUUUCCUUUGAGUUUUCUUCUUAUUUGUCGGUAAUUAAGUCUCGUGUGUAUCUUUAUGAAGUGUGUCGAUAAUCUGUGCCGUGUUUAACGCUUCUGUUUCUUGAAUUCAUCCACCAUGUCUCGAGGUUUCGCCGGUACACGCGUUCGGAAGUUCGAAACAGCAUCGCGCGAUUCGCCUUCCGUCUCGUCGUGUUUUUCAUUUUUGAUCGCAUCGUUUUGUAAUUCGUCGUGCAAUUAACUCGUGCGGAAAUUCGGUUUGUCGUGGUGUGAUUUCGUUUGGAGAUGUGGACAUUUCGCGUCGGUUUCCGUGGCUUUUCAACUUCACGCAGAACUGAAUCUUGUGAUGGGCUCUCUCGAUGGGAAAUUUUGGCUACUACUGCUUCUGUUUAUCACGGUUUGUUCAGGCUUAGUGACAGUGUUAGGAGUGCUUUCAGCGUGGCGUCGGGCAAUUGGAUAACCCUCUCCUGGAGUGCAUGUCGCCAGCUGCUUAUCGGGUCCGACCGCUCUAACAGCAAAUUCAAGCUUCUCUUUACGCCAAGAUAACAAAGGACAAACUGGCUGAUGACGCACGGAAAAAACUGGAUCGGCGAAUUAUGAGGACCUGAGGAUUCCAAAUGUCACUCAGGAAGAAAGAUGGCGGACGUGGUGUUGGUGGGAAGUCGGCGACGAUUUUGUAUCCUUAUGACGCACUCCUCAAUUCUGGCACACGAUUUGGCUGCUGCAAAUUCCACGCACGGCACAGUGCCAUCACAGGUGCUGUCUACACCCUGAACGUGUCGAUCCUGGUGACGCUCCUGUACAGCUGGCGAAUCAGCGCCAACAUGAAAAAAGCGGCCGAUCUGGAGGAUGUGUACUACGGAGUUCAAAUUGCGUACAUAGCCAUAGUCGGCACGCAACUUUUCAUGAUUGUGCUCAGUAUAACACUACUUUUUGGAAUUUACAAGGAAAAUUCGGGUUUAGUCGUGCCAUGGAUAAUUGGCUGCAUCGCUUUCAUGGCCAUGGAAGCGCUAGCCAUGGUCUACUCAAACGUACUUAGGGAUCAUGUAAAUAGGCAAUUCGACUCCCUGUGCAAAGCAGAGGUGACGUUCUUCCUGUCACGCGCUCUCCUGAACGUGGUGGCCCUGUUCGGGGUGAUCAAGUACUACAACAUGCUGCGGGUGGGCAUCACGUGGAAGAAGGCGGAGAUGAUCGAGCUGUGAUAUAAGGUGGGCACUGCCACCUCGGUGCCGAGCCCGAGCGGCGCUCGAACCCUCAGCACCAGCAGCAGUGCCUCUUCCUCCACUUCCACCUCGGCUCACUCCCAGUGCCCCUGCGACAGUGUAUGAUACCGCCCUCAACGCAGCCUCGCAUCUCAGAUUGCUUCCAGUGACAAAGCAACUAUUCACGCCUUGCGGAUUCUAACUCACCCGAAUCCGCUCUCAUGAACUCUUAGUGGUCCUGCACUGUGGACAAUACCACCCUCAACACAGCAACUCCCAGUACUCCUGCGAAAGUGUGGGAUACCGCCCUCAACGCAGUUUCGCAUCUUCAGAUUGCUUUCAGUUACAAAGCAACUAUUCACGCGUUGCGGAUUCUAACCAGCCCGAAGUGACUUUGAUCCACUCUUAUGCACUCCUAGUGGCCCUGUCCUGUGGAUGAUACCACCCUUAACAAAGCUUCUCCUGGUGCCCCUACGACUGUGUAUGAUACCGCCCUCAACACAGCUUUGCAUCUCACAUUGCUUCCAGUUACAAAUCAAUUAUUCACGCGUUGCGGAUUCUAACCCGCCCGAAGUGACUUUGGUCCGCUCUCAUGUACUCUUAGUGACCCUGCACUGUACCUAGAUGAUACCACCCUCAACACAGCUACUCUCAGUGCUCCUGCCACAGUGUAUGAUACCGCCCUCAACGCAGCUUUGCAUCUCAGAUUGCUUCCAGUGACAGAGCAACUAUUCACGCGUUCCGCGUUCUAACCCGCCCGAAGUGACUUUCACUUUAACCGCUUUUGUAUACUCCUCAUGGCUCAGCACCAUCAACACAUCUACUUUCAGCGAGUCCCAUCCCAAAAACUCCAGAUUCGUCUCCACACCCCUCUCAUUAUUUCCACCUUGAACCCCACCCGUACAUCACAAGCUCCUCCUUAACCCUUAUCCUCAUCUUGAAAAAAAAGGUUUUUACACGAUCUGACAGUUGGAGUCUGACUUCGCUCUUAUGUGCUCCUCACAGCCUGCACUCAGUAGAUGAUACCACCGACCACCCACAACGCUGCUACGAACCCUGGAUUCUACCCUUCCUGCCUCCAACUUACUAAGUGCCCACUGCUUCCUUUUCCUUGAGCCAGAUACUUUGAGUUAUUCCAUUUUUGAGAAAGAUAAUUAAAAUAUCAUGAAAAAUGAUUAUUAAUGUAGUAUUCAUUGAACGUAUUUAUGUUAAAGGGAACUAUGAGCAAACAAAUAAAAUAUCCCAUUCAAUUUAUCAUAAAUCAUAAUAGAUAAAUCAUAAUCAUUUAUCAUAAUAGUCCGGUUCAGCAUAAUUGGACUACAUUUUGCAAUUUGGAACUAUAAAUUCUAGCCCGGUUUAAAAAAAACGUAUGUGCCAUCAGGUUCCCUAUACACAUAAGUGUUUCUCCAGAAGAGCAAGAGUUUAUAGUUCCAAAUUGCAAAAUGUAGUACAAUUAAGUACCAUUCUGAGACGACUCGUGCCGACUACUAAUCGGAAACCAUUGAAUUAAAUCCAAAACAAUCCAGAAAAUACUCGACCCCUCUUCAGGUUGCCACAGGGUAGAAUUUAACUCGAUUAAAAUAAAAACCAAAUUCACACGUAUAGAUUAACAUUACCUCUCAUGAAUAAUCCUCUCUAUUAAUUUACGUUACAAUUAAACUAAUUGUUCCCCUAAAAUCCUCUGGUUCUCUUUUGCUGGGUUGGAUGAAUUAUGUACAAAAAUUAGUCAAUGCAACUGUAAAAUAUCGGCAGUGAAACUACCAGACCACGUACCUCGUUUGUGGUGUUCAAAAAUCUUCGUUCCCAUCUUAAUUUUUUUGAAGGAGAACAAAUUAAUAUCAUUCCUUGAAGUAUCCACAGAGUUUUCUUCGCUUCGAUAAGAAAAAUCAAGGAGUUUUCCAAGAACGGAUGUUUGACGGAUGAUGAACCGAGACAAAUUGUUUGUUGGUUUCAUCGUCGAUAUACAGGUAGAAAAAAAAAACAAAUAAAAAAAAUCAUCAAAUCAUCAAAAAUCAUUAAAUUAAAUAAAAAUAUAAAAAUUUAUCUGGAAUAUUUUAAUUACUCAUGAAAAACUCUCUCAUUGCUCGUGAUGCGUAGCGGAGACAUGCGAGCUUGUAACCUGGUCUUUUUAACUACAUUAUUUUCUUUUGAUGAGACAUAACAUGCCAUCACAUGCAGGUUGUAUUAAAAAUAAUUUGUUUAACAUUCAUAUGACAAACUAAAACGCUGGUCGAGGUACGUUUGGUAACAAAACAGACACAUCAAAGUCCGUGGUAUUUUUUAUAAGAGGACGGAUUCUGCGCAUGAAUAGUUGCAUAUAGUUUUUAUUAUUUUAUAUCUCUGUUAAACUUGUAAAUAAUUAGUGUGCUAAUUGUAUAGACCAGACUGUAUAUUAUAAUAAAUUGUAAGAAAUCAUAUUUAAA
Bemisia tabaci is the source of this 3700-nucleotide messenger RNA. Lineage: Eukaryota; Metazoa; Arthropoda; Insecta; Hemiptera; Aleyrodidae. The record is from RefSeq and is a predicted model, not a curated record.